Molecule: messenger RNA, 5466 nt
Organism: Paramecium tetraurelia
Lineage: Eukaryota; Ciliophora; Oligohymenophorea; Peniculida; Parameciidae
Exons: 4
Source: RefSeq, a predicted model, not a curated record
AUGUAAUGGAUUAGAGACUAUAUGAAUCUGAUAAUUUAGACCAACUUGUCACCAUCAUUAAAUAGUGCCAAGUUCAUUACUUUUUAGAUUCUGAUCUACUAUUUGCAACUCACACAUUUCAUCACUCAAAACUAUGAUGAAAAUGUUUUCAGAUUGAUUAAAAACAUAUCAGAAAUUUGUGUCUUGACUCCAUUGCUUUAAAGUAUCUAUGCAGUAAAUGUAUUGACUGGCAUAUUGCUUAUCCUCUUAAACUUAUUACCCUAUCUAAUAAUUUUGCAUAGAAAAUUCACAAAUGAACAUUAAAAAGUGGCAAUCAUAUCCAAAUCAUUAUCACAGUAUGCCACCAAGUUGGUGAAUUGUUAUUUCCUGUAUUUCACAUGGUUUCUUUACUUGCCGCAGAUGCAUUACAUAGGUUGGAACUUUUUAAGUCAGAAGGACCUAUUUCUUAUUGUGAUAUCUACGAUUAUCCUUUGUAUCUCAACUGGAUCUUUGUUGAUUUCAAACAUCUACUUCAUCAAUUUUGAAUUUAAUGAACAGUCUUUAAGAAAACAUUUCACUUAUUAUAAUUGUUAUGCACAAUUAUUGAUCAUUCCAAUGGCUAUCUUGAAUUAAAGUGCUGAAUCUUUAUACUAAUUGAUUGGCAGAAUCAUUCAUGGCAUCAUCCUAUUUGUGUUAAUUUAUGAGGCCUAUGUCGAAUUACCAUUUGGGUUCUCUAAGUACUCGACCGUCUACAAUCGAUUAUUAAUUAUGCAUAUCUUGCUGUUUAUUUUCACGUCAUAUCUGUAUUCAUCUCCUGAACAAGCCUAUAGUUUAUUGGCUAUUAUGUUAAUACUCCAACCAGUCUCAUAAUAUCUCUUUUAAACACUAAUAUAACACAAGAGACUAAAGACUUAUCACAACACUGUAAAUUAAUAUUAUGAAUUGUUAAUUAUAGAAGAUUUCUUUGAUUUAAUAUAGGCUGCUUAGAAAAGCAAAAAAAGAAUCAUAGAGUUAAUUUAGAAAUUUAGUUUGCAUUUGAAUCGUUGUCAAUCGGUUAAAUGUUAAUGUAAAAAAAUAGGUGCUGUAGGUGUAUUAAGAUAGGAAGACGCAGUCAUUUUAACCUCUUGUUUGUUUAGAAUUGGAUUUGAAAAACAUAGAAACGAUUCCAAAAAUUUAGAAAUUUACAGUCUCAAAUUUCUUACAUUUAUAAAUAAAUACAGAAAUAAUGCUCCGAAAAGUUAUCAAGAAUUGAAGAUAUUAUUUUAAAAGAAACGAGAAUAUUCAUUUUAUUUCAUUUAAAUUUCACUCUUACUCUAGUUCAUCUUGUAGGCUUAGAUGUAAAAGGAUGAGGAUUACAAUAUCAAUAAGGAUACCAGGGUCUCAAAUGUGAAAUUGUAAGUAAGCAAAAGUGAAAGAAGUAUUGUAUAAACCUUAUAUUAAAUGGAAUAAAUUAAAUAGAAUCUACUACCCUUAUUGAUGUAAUUGACUUAAUUUAAGGUUCAAUUUUGGAAGCAAUAUUUGGCUGGUAAAUUUUCCAAUUUUUCUGAAAUUGAAAUUGAAGUCAAAAAAUUGCAGCUUUUAAAAAACUAAAUCUUAAAUCAACUCAAAAUUUACCAACCAAUAUUUUAUACUCAUGGUCGUACAUUUAAUGUGCAAUUCCUUAAAUACAGUGCUUUGAUUGAUUUGCUACUAUUUAACAAUGUUAGGAAGUAUUUUGAAUUAGAAAGAGAAAGACGAGAAAUAUUAUAAUUAGAGAAGAGCAUGAACUCUUUUGAUAUAACAAAUAUUAACUUUUUUAAAGGAGAAGCCAUUUCAGUGAAAGUUUGUAUUGCAUAAGGUCCAAAUAUUGGAAAAGUAUUAAAUGAGGUCAUCUCACCAUUGAUUCCUAAAUUUUUUGGGUUUCAUCAUUUUGAUAAUCCCAUGGAAGCUUUUCUAGAUUUUACAAAGGGAAAUAUUAAUACGUUGAUGCCUACUUGGUUAGAGCCUGUUCAUGAUGAAAUUAUGUAAAAUUAUAUAAGAAGAGGAGGAACAGCCAGGAUAGGUAAAUACUUUUAAACUUUUGCAAAAAUAUAUGAUAAAACUUUGAUUAGAUGUUAAGUCUACCUGGCUCAUAAUUUUAGUUAGAAUCUGACUGAUGAUUUCACUAUGAUUGGUUGUUUGAAAUCCUUAGAAGUAGAUUAACCAAAAUUCAUUCCAGGAAAAGAACCUAAAAAAAUAAAAGAUGUGGCUUUUAAAGGUACUUAACAUAUUUUAUUUGAUGUGAAUGGAACUAUAUUGGGAAUUACAUAAGGAUUAUAUUAAAUGAUUGAAAGAUUACAAAGGAUUAAAAGCAAUUAAAAGGUUGAAUCAUUGAAAAACCACAGUCAUGAAAAGAGUAAAUCUGAAAAUUCAUCAAUUGAGAGUGAGAGUUUUGAUGUGUAUUAAUAAUAAUGGUCGAAUGAAAUGUUAAGAAUAGAUGAAUUUUAUUAAAAAGUGUUAAUAUGGAUGUUGUUACCAUUCGUGCCUAGGGAGAUAGAAUAAACUGGGAUAGAAUACUUGAUGGAUGGAGAAACCCCGCCUAAGAAUCGAUAUCCAAAUUUAGUAGAUCUAGAAACUAGUAAUAGUAUAGUAAGCAAUAAGGAAACAUAUUUAUUUAUUCCUGAAGACAUUAAUUUAUUCGUAUCUUAGUAUGAAAAGGUGUUACAAAAAAUUAUGGAUGAUGUUCGUGUUCAAUCAAACAACUUUUCUUCAGGGUCAUACAAAGGAAUGAAGAGUGAAUAUUAAGAAAGUGAAAGCCUUAGUGCCUAAUAGAGUGUAACUAUUUACAAUGAAAAGUUGUGUAGCUUCUACUUUGAUUAACAUCUAAAAAGUCAUUAAGCCUUGUAGUUUGGCACCACAAGACAAUCAGAAAUACAAAAGACUUCGAUGAAACCCUCUUCUUAAUCAUAAGUUACCUUGCAUAGUGAAGAAGAUAGUGAAUAACUUAAAACUAAAGCCGAAAAAAUCUAUUAUGAUAAAUACACAAAAUACAUUGAAAAAAUUACACUUUAAAAUUUCAAUCCUGUUCCUAUAAUUUAUUCUGUGAAUUAUGAAGAAUAUAGAUAUAAAAAGAAUGAUGUUGGACAAAAAUAAUAAUUUUUUGUAAUUGAAUUAGUUGUUAAUGAAUCUUAAUUAUUAACUACUAUGGGAUAUAAGCGAUAAGUAAGGGAAACCAUUAAAUAAGCUUGUUUAAAUUUUUAAUCCAAAAGACUCUUGAUUGAAUAAUAAGUAUAAACUGAAGAUUCAAAUAGUGUUCAAAGCAAUAUUAGUGAAUAAAUAAGUGAUCACGAUGGAGAGAUAAUUAAUUACAUGUUCCCAACCCAUCCGUCCCAUUAUUACGAAGAUCUAUAUUUUCAAUCACCUAAACUUGAUUAAGAUUCUAAUUAAUUUCAAUCAAAUGAAGAUAAAAAUGAACCUUAAAAAAAAUAGAGCAUAAAUACAUAGGAUUCAUUAAUAAAAGGAUCUUUUAAAUUGAAAUUCCCUGAAAGGAAUCUAGCCUUGAAAACUAUGAAUAAAUAUUUGGAUAGGAAGAGAUAGCAAGAUUUCUUUAAUGAGACUGAUUCUAAGCUGGCUAUUGAUAGUCGAGCUUCCCAAUAAUAAAUUUAAGAAGAACAUUAAGUCAAAUAUUCUGAAAAUCUGAAACUAUUUGACUAGAAUUAUAAAUCAAUUCAUUCUAAAAUGGAAAUCUUUAAAAAUCCAACCUCUUUUAAAAUCUAAAAAUAUCUCCUAUAUUUUGUGCUCUUUUUGAUAAUUGGAUAUAUUAUCCUAUUAACAAUAGCUGUUUUACAACAAUAUAACUUUAAUGAAUGUUUUGAUUUAAUUGAAUUGAUGCUAUCAACUCAAUAAAGCUAUUCAUAAAUUACACAUGGACUUUUUCGUUUAGAAUUAUCAAAUAAAUUUAGUAUCGAUAAAAAUUUAACAGAAUUCUAUUCUCUUUAAAUUGAUUCUAAUCUCCAAAAUUUAAUCAAUCUACAAAGUGAAUAAUUGAUUAAUAUCAAUUAAAUUAACUUUAGUGUCAAUUAGUUUUAUAACAUAGAAUACUAGAUGAUUCUCAAUCCUACCUUGCAACAGACUAUUUAGAUGAGUUUGGCUUAAUUUUAUAAAAUCAAAAAUAAUUCAGCUAAUAAUUCAUAAGUUGCCCUAAAUUCAAUAGCUAAUUUAAAGGAAAUAGGAUAACUACCUAAAUUAGCAUACGAUAAUUGUUAUGAUGAUCAAGUAUAAAAUGAAGAACAACUUUAAUCCUUAUUGACAAUAUAUAUGCUAAUUAUUUUCUUUUUGGUAAUGUUAUUACAGUUUUUGUAAGUUCCCUUGAUAUCAAAAUUAAAAAAUGAUCAUAGGAGAUUAUACAAACUAGUGAUCAAGUUAUAAAUAUAUGAAGUGCAAGAUGAAAUUGAGACAUAUGAGCAUAUUUUGUCGAUAUUCAAAAAGUCAUUAUACGAAUGGAUGUUAAUUGAUUUUGUAUAAGAAACCAGAAUGUUCGAAAAUAGUCUUGAUAAUAUAUAGUUUUAAACUUAACAAUUAACCGAUUAGAGCUAAAAUCUUCUGCUUAAUAAUAGUAAUAAAAAAAAUAAAUUUAAAUUAUUAGAGAAGUUGAAAAAGUAACGCAUCAAUUAGUUUAAAUAUAUCAUAAUAUUGAUGAUGGGAUUAAUAGUUAUACUAGCCUAUUUUUUAAUUAUUUUCUUUGUUAUUUUUAUACUAUCGCAAUAAUUAUUUGCAAAUGCAGAUUUCCUAUUCAAAUUUAAAUUAAUCCAAUCUUACUUUAUCAACAUUAUCAAUAAUAUUGAUUUAGUAUCCUAUAAUACAUAUGAUCAAUAAAGUUUUAUAAAUCUUAUGAGUCAAGAGGAAUUUAAUAAUUAUUCGUUAUCAUUAAAAAGUGAUUAGUAAGACUAAUAUAUUGAAUUCAACAAUAAUUUUGCUUCAAUUGUGAGCGAUGAACAAUUACAGUACAAUUUACAAUAAAUCAACGAGAAUAACAUAUGUCUGGAUUAAAUUGGGAUUGCUUGUAAUGAAACUGAUUCAUUUAAACUGAAUCCUAACAUCCUCUAGUAUUAUUAGCAUGGCAUGAAGUAUUUAAUCACUUAAAUUGAUAAAUUAAUUGAAUCAUAACCGCAUUUUUUCUACGAUAGUAUUAAUAACAAUUCUUUCAAAUAAGUUUAAGAUUUUUAUAGCAAUAAUGAUCAUAUCGUAUACAUUGACUAUGGAAGUGAAAUCUUAAUUUCAGCAUAUGCAAAAUUAGUUGAAACUGCACACUAAGAGUUUGAUUAAGCAUUAACAAUAUACAAAUAAACACUGCUGAUAUUCAUUUUGAGUGUGGGAAUGAUGGGAUUGUUGAUUAUUUCGAUGUUAGGUAGAUUAUUACUGAAUAUGCAACAAGAUUCUAUUAGUACUUGCUAAUCAUCACUUCUUCUCAUUUCUCCUAAAAGAUAUUUGAAUCAAAAUAUAGCAUAAUUAACAUAGAAAAAAAGAUGA